Molecule: messenger RNA, 1804 nt
Organism: Ilex paraguariensis (yerba mate)
Lineage: Eukaryota; Viridiplantae; Streptophyta; Magnoliopsida; Aquifoliales; Aquifoliaceae
Source: the annotation of a GenBank genome assembly
AUCUCUCUCUCAUCUCUUUCCUGCUGUGUUUCUCUGUGAUCCAGAGCAUGGCGGCCAUCAAUUUUUCUCACUGUCUCUCCCUUCUCUCAAUCUUGUCUCUCUCAUUUCUCCGAUUCGCACUCUCUGACUCCGGCCUAAUAGGAGUGAACUACGGCCGAGUUGCCAACGACCUCCCAUCACCAUCCCAGGUGGUUCAACUCCUCAAUUCUACCGGCCUUAACCGGGUCAAGCUCUACGACACUGACGCCUCGGUGCUCACUGCUCUAUCCGGUUCAGGCAUCUCCGUCACCGUUGCUCUCCCUAACGAAAAGCUCUCUUCCGCAGCCGCAGACCAAUCAUUCACCGACAGCUGGGUCCAAUCCAACAUCGUCCCUUACUACCCGAAAACCCUCAUUGAAGCCAUCGCCGUCGGCAAUGAAGUCUUCGUGGACCCCAAAAACACCACCCCAUUCCUCGUACCCGCCAUGAACAACGUCUACAAUUCUCUCAUCAAGUACAACAUCAAUUCAUCGAUUAAAAUCUCAUCCCCUAUAGCCCUCAGUGCACUCCAAACCUCGUACCCAUCAUCAUCCGGUUCGUUCAAAUCCGAACUGAUCGAACCGGUGAUCAAACCCAUGUUGAGCUUUCUCAGACAAACCGGCUCGUAUCUCAUGGUGAACGCUUACCCAUUUUUCGCCUACGAGGCCAACACCGACACCAUCUCUUUAGACUACGCUUUGUUUCGUGACAACAAAGGCGUUACAGACGCUAACAACGGGCUCGUUUACAAGAGCCUUUUCGACGCCCAAAUCGACGCAGUUUUUGCCGCAUUGAAUGCGCUGAAUUACAAUGAUAUAAAAAUGGUGGUCUCUGAAACUGGUUGGCCUUCGAAGGGUGACGAAAAUGAGAGUGGUUCUGGUCAAGCCAAUGCGGCGUCGUAUAAUGGGAACCUGGUACGCAGAGUUCUCACAGGUGGUGGGACCCCAUUAAGACCCAACGAGUCUCUUAACGUCUAUUUAUUCGCUCUCUUCAAUGAGAAUCAGAAAUCCGGGCCCACAUCAGAGAGAAACUAUGGGCUUUUCUAUCCAAACGAGCAGAAAGUAUACGAUAUACCACUCACACGGGAGGCUUUGGAAAGUGGGCAGUCAACGGUGCCGGUGAACGGAAGUAAGAGCCAGGUGCCGACACCAUCUAACGACGGUGAUGUGACGGUAAGCGCGGUGGGGCAGACGUGGUGCGUGGCGAAUGAGGAGGUCGGAGAGAAGAAGUUGCAAGCGGCGCUUGAUUAUGCUUGUGGGGAAGGAGGCGCUGAUUGCCGUCCGAUACAGCAGGGUGCCACGUGUUAUCAUCCCAAUACAUUAGCGGCCCACGCUUCUUACGCAUUUAAUAGUUAUUAUCAGAAGAAAGCACGUGGGAGUGGCACGUGCAAUUUUGGUGGUGCAGCCUAUGUCGUUACUCAGACUCCUAAGUAUGGUGAUUGCAAGUUCCCUACAGGGUACUGAUUACUGAGCGAAGGAAGAAGGAAGCUUUUUGAUUAGGGAUUUGUUUAUUGUUGUAGCUACUAUUGGAUUUGGGGGCAUUUUUCCUUGUAUUUGUAUUUAUUCUUCUAUAUUCUAUACUUUUUACACAGUUGGUAGUAGUUGUGGUGGUUCUUAUCUGCUUUUGACUCUUUUCUCUGUUAAUACAUACCUGCUUUGGACUAAUUCGCCAUUUCACAUUAACGUAUUGGACUAUGAUGUGGGACAGAAAUAGACUUUGUUUGUGUUUGUCUCUUCCCCUGUACCUUUGAAACUUUUGGCCCAUGUGUACUUGAAUACUUAGAUGA